This is a messenger RNA of Gekko japonicus, 1356 nucleotides long. It is a transcript of the gene RASSF7, whose product is annotated as Ras association (RalGDS/AF-6) domain family (N-terminal) member 7. The record is from RefSeq and is a predicted model, not a curated record. NCBI's taxonomy places the organism in Eukaryota, Metazoa, Chordata, Lepidosauria, Squamata, Gekkonidae. The coding region runs from base 35 to 1345 and encodes 436 amino acids. The transcript has 5 exons. Gene Ontology annotation, biological process: signal transduction.
GCUCCAGACAGUCUAAUCCUCGGGCCUUUUUGUGAUGGAGCUGAAGGUCUGGGUGGAUGGAAUUCAGCGGGUCGUCUGUGGUGUCUCAGGUGAGACCACGUGCCAGGAGAUUGUCAUCGCGUUGGCGCGCGCCAUCGGUCAAACAGGUCGGUACGUUCUCAUCCAAAGACUACGUGACAAGGAAAGGCAGCUUCUCCCUCAUGAAUGCCCCGUGGAGUCCCUGGCCAAGUGUGGGCAGUACGCCAACGACGUGCAGUUCAUGCUGCAGCGCACCGGCCCCAGCCUCACAGAGAGGCCUUCUUCGGACAGCGCCCCCCAGAUGCCUGAGAGGACGUUUGUCAGGGCGAGCCUGCCGAUCAAACCUCGGCCGGCCAGCACAGAAGCGCCCAGGCCUAGGCCGCCCAAAAAAUCCUUAACGUUCAACCUGGGCCCCAUGAGCUCGAGUGACUUGCUUGCAAAGAACAAACUAAGGCCGUACAAAAAGGACCCCGUGAACUCGAGGGAUGGUGCCAACCGGGCCUUUCUGUCCAAAGAGGAGCUGUUCAAAACCGUGUUGCACCAACAAGAGCAUCUCUACACCUUAGAGAUGAAGGGGGACGGCUUGGAAACGGAUCUCAGGCACUGGGAAUGUAGCCGGAACCCCAGCCCGGAGGGGGAGAUCCUGCGUUUGGAGCAGCUCAUCCAGCAGAACGAGAGCGAGUUGAGCGAGGAGGAGUAUUGGCAGAGUGAACUGCGGUCGGAAAAGGAGUGUGAAAGGAAGCGGCAGGAGAAAGUGCGCGGCCUGCGGGCCACCAUGGAGGAGUACACACACAAGAUCCACGAGCUCACGCUCAAAACGGAGGCCUUGGAGAAAGAGAUCCAGUGGGAAAUUGCCAAGCGGGCCAAGGAGGGGCCUGUCCAGAGCCCUGCUGGACUAGAGGAGAUGGCGGCCGUAAUGAAAAGGGACCUGGAUGCCAAAGUCAAGCAGAGUGUCCAUCUGGAGAACAGCCUGGAAGCCGUGGGGACGGCUCUGGAGGAAGCAGAGCAAAGCCUCCAGACCCAGAACCAAGAACUGGAGGAGCUAAAUAAGGAGCUGAGGCAGUGUAACUUGCAGCAGUUCAUCCAGCAGACGGGAGCCAUGGUGACUGUCUCGCAGCCCAGAUCAGAGGCGGAGCCCCAGCUGGAUCAGGCGAGCCAUGAGCUGCCAGCUCACCAGGGAGACGGAGACCUAUCCGAUCCCAGCACAGAUUCACCUCCCAGAGCUACAGCCAAGCAAUUCCUCGGCAAUCCACGGAACCUUCGGAACCCCCUGGUGUCCAGCUUGAACCCCGAGGUCAUAUCAACAAGGCAGAGCAUCUGGAGGUAGAAAGGCCAGCC